Cylindrotheca closterium is the source of this 756-nucleotide messenger RNA. Lineage: Eukaryota; Bacillariophyta; Bacillariophyceae; Bacillariales; Bacillariaceae. The record is from the annotation of a GenBank genome assembly.
AUGCUUCUUCGAUUGUGUUUACUUCUGAACCUCACCGUUCUUGGCUUCUCCUUCCAAGGAACUAAGAACACUGUGAAUGUCUUCCGACUGACGUCAAAAGGAACCGCUUUGGAUCUUUCGUCACCCCUCUUUGGAGAGGAUGCGAAUGAAGAAGAACUCUUUGGAGACUCGGAACGAUCCAUUAAGGAUGGUGAGGACAUGGCCAAACUAUUUUACAAAGAAAUGCAACGACGAAGCGAUAGUAGUACUCUUAAUGUUGAUAGCAGUGUUCAAGAGAUCUCUGCAGAUACACCAUCACCGCCAUCACCAGCCAAAAGUACAGCAGAUCUUCGCAAGUUGAUUGCUGAAACUGGCAACCUUGACACGGCCACUGAUUCGAAUGCAAAGGACGAUAAAACAUCGACGACAAGCCAAUCAGCGGAUGCAAAGUUUACUGGUCAGAACUCCCUCCCUCCACAGCAACCAUUCUCGAGGUCACCAAGGGAAGCCUUUCUUUCCGGUAACACCAAUGCUGGCCCAAGAUCACCCCGUGAAGUCAUGAUGGAACGAGAGUACGAACUGGUAGGUAGAGCCGAGAGAAAUAUUGGUAUUCAGGCAGUCUUUGCGGUUCUUGCCUUGACCUUUUAUAUUUAUAUUGGGCUGAGUGGAGGCAUUUCCAGUCGACUCGAUGGGCCCGAUCUGGGAGCAGACGAAAUGCUUCCGUUUGAACAAAUGAUUCCCACGCAGACGGACCGAGAGAACACAGUCUGGUUGUAG